UCUCUUCAGAUUUUGUGUACACGGGACGCUAACUAACGACAGUCUGGGUUCCUCUCCACACAACUGAAUGAGAAGGGAAACCAGGGAGGAAUCUGUUCAAUACCACCAGACAGCCAUUAUUCUGUCACAACUAAAGCACUAUAGAGUGUGUGGGGGGGGGGGUAUAGCUAUUUAUUUUUGAUACACUGUUGGUUCAACCUCUCAGGAUGUCUAUUUAAAAUGGAGCAGAUUGACCUCUGGAAAUAUUGACGUUUGGUCCACUUAUAGCUGAAUCUUAGGUUGCAUUCAAUGAGAUGUGAUUACAUUGUUUUGCACCAAAUUGUAAAGCUCUUCCAAGAAACAUUAUUCCCCUAAACUCAUGUUAUUUCAAUAUUAAUAACGUCUGAUGAAAAGACAGAAAGCAACUGAUAUAAAAUGUAGAUAUAAUGAUUCUUAUUAAACGUAAACAGAACAAAAAGAUGAAUGAAAGCUAUCAGGCGAAGCAAUGAAUGGGAUUCUACGAGGCGUAGCUUCCCUACAUCACAAAGCAUUAUUAUGACAAGGCCUGAAUGCCUAAAAACCUUCCCUGAAGAAACCUUCCCUGCAUCACAAAGCAUUAUUAUGACAAGGCCUGAAUGCCUAAAAACCUUCCCUGAAGAAACCUUCCCUACAUCACAAAGCAUUAUUAUGACAAGGCCUGAAUGCCUAAAAACCUUCCCUGAAGAAACCUUCCCUACAUCACAAAGCAUUAUUAUGACAAGGCCUGAAUGCCUAAAAACCUUCCCUGAAGAAACCUUCCCUACAUCACAAAGCAUUAUUAUGACAAGGCCUGAAUGCCUAAAAACCUUCCCUGAAGAAACCUUCCCUACAUCACAAAGCAUUAUUAUGACAAGGCCUGAAUGCCUAAAAACCUUCCCUGAAGAAACCUUCCCUACAUCACAAAGCAUUAUUAUGACAAGGCCUGAAUGCCUAAAAACCUUCCCUGAAGAAACCUUCCCUACAUCACAAAGCAUUAUUAUGACAAGGCCUGAAUGCCUAAAAACCUUCCCUGAAGAAACCUUCCCUACAUCACAAAGCAUUAUUAUGACAAGGCCUGAAUGCCUAAAAACCUUCCCUGAAGAAACCUUCCCUACAUCACAAAGCAUUAUUAUGACAAGGCCUGAAUGCCUAAAAACCUUCCCUGAAGAAACCUUCCCUACAUCACAAAGCAUUAUUAUGACAAGGCCUGAAUGCCUAAAAACCUUCCCUGAAGAAACCUUCCCUACAUCACAAAGCAUUAUUAUGACAAGGCCUGAAUGCCUAAAAACCUUCCCUGAAGAAACCUUCCCUACAUCACAAAGCAUUAUUAUGACAAGGCCUGAAUGCCUAAAAACCUUCCCUGAAGAAACCUUCCCUGCAUCCCAAAUGGCACCCUAUUCUCCACGGGCCCUAAUCAAAAGGUGUGCACUAUAUAGGGAAUAGGGUGCCAUUUGGGUACAAAGACCUUUCUGUAUAAUAUGUUCUAAAUCGUAGUUGCUGGUUUGUAGUUUAAAAAAAUAAUUAACCCGGAGCAGACAGACAGACAGCUCGCUGUCUUGAGAGUAGCUCAUCACAAAUGCUGUCUAGAUCCUUGUAUAAAGUAGCAGACCGUCUGUACAGUUGGUUGUGUUGUGAAUAGUUGUUUAAACAUGGCGUCAGUUCAUGUUGUGUGUGUGUGUACCAUUGAGAUUGUACAGUAGAGCCUGGAGGAGGGAACAGCAUAUAGUUUGUGUGCCAUCUCAGCUACCUAUGUUUUCUAGGGCAAAGGGAAAACUCGACUGGAAAACAAAACGCCAUCUUGUAUUCGGUUGUUUUCGGAAAGAGGUGGUAACCUUUUCUCCAUGGUCCUUCGAACCAAGAUGGAGGGAGUGUUCAUGAGAGAGACUGUAUGGGUUUUGUACAUUACCUUCUUCAAAACAUGAUGUUGCAUUUCUGGUCAUCCUUUUGCAUAAAACUGGGCUGAUGGAUGUGUCUGUGAACAAUACGAACAGGGAUCUUUCUAUGUCAUGUGUUGAACUGAGCGGGAGAUCCCUUUAACUGAAUCUGAGCUGGCCAGCUUCCUGAUCUAAACAGGAGAAGGUCUAGAAGUUGGACUAAACUAAAAAAACAACUGAAGAAACUUCACACAAUAAGCAAUACUGGCCAAAUCCUGCUGAGAUCCUGGGGAUAAAGUGAGAGAAUUGAAUAAAAUGUCAACAUCCUGACCCUGUGAGAGGUCUGCAGUGGCCAAGACACUGACCUUUCCAGACUACAGGUUUUGGGACGUGGCAUUUCUCUGUCUGAGCUUCUCUGAGCCCAGAGCCACGGAAACAGACCGAGCUACAGAAGAAACAGUGUUGGUUGGCAUUCGUCCCAUUGUUACUGAAGACAAUGCAGAUCUUCAGUACCUCUCACUACCAUAGUAUUUCAAAAUCAAUCUGUAUCUACAUAUAAAUAGUACGUUCAGAUUGAAUCUUCUCUCCAAUGGCUCCCAUUAUGUUAGUUUCUACUCUAUAUACAAAAAUCACACAUUUUUAAAAUACUAGCUUUAAAAAACAAAUACUAAGAUGAUCAUUUUCAGGGUUCUGACUCCUCCCAGUAGUAUCAGAUGGAACACAUUCUGACUCCUCCCAGUAGUAUCAGAUGGAACACAUUCUGACUCCUCCCAGUAGUAUCAGAUGGAACACACUCUGACUCCUCCCAGUAGUAUCAGAUGGAACGCACUCUGACUCCUCCCAGUAGUAUCAGAUGGAACACAUUCUGACUCCUCCCAGUAGUAUCAGAUGGAACACAUUCUGACUCCUCCCAGUAGUAUCAGAUGGAACACAUUCUGACUCCUCCCAGUAGUAUCAGAUGGAACACAUUCUGACUCCUCCCAGUAGUAUCAGAUGGAACACACUCUGACUCCUCCCAGUAGUAUCAGAUGGAACACAUUCUGACUCCUCCCAGUAGUAUCAGAUGGAACACAUUCUGACUCCUCCCAGUAGUAUCAGAUGGAACACAUUCUGACUCCUCCCAGUAGUAUCAGAUAGAACACAUUCUGACUCCUCCCAGUAGUAUCAGAUGGAACACAUUCUGACUCCUCCCAGUAAUAUCAGAUGGAACACAUUCUGACUCCUCCCAGUAGUAUCAGAUGGAACACAUUCUGACUCCUCCCAGUAAUAUCAGAUGGAACACAUUGACUCCUCCCAGUAGUAUCAGAUGGAACACAUUCUGACUCCUCCCAGUAGUAUCAGAUGGAACACAUUCUGACUCCUCCCAGUAAUAUCAGAUGGAACACAUUCUGACUCCUCCCAGUAAUAUCAGAUGGAAAACACAUUCUGACUCCUCCCAGCAGCAGGGAUAUUGAAUUUCCUGUUUAGUCCUAUUCCUCUCUUCACAAAAACAUGCUGGCGCUCGUCAUUGCUUUUGCACCAAAUGACCCCACACAGCAAGUAAGGCAAUGCAUACAGUAUUAUGUAGAGUAGCGCACCAGUCUCUCAGGCUUGACCCUCUCACCCCUGUCCUCCCCUAUAAGCCUAAAGGUCGUAUCAUAAAGAGAUUGUCUCCAGAUAAUAGAGUACAGAAACAUCAACUCUCUCCAUCUGUUCUCCUCUCUGCCGGGAGUUGAGUGGAUCUAAUAGUGUGGUAUUAAGCUCCACUGUAGAUUCCUCAAAAGUUUUCAUUACAGAAAUCUAUAUCAAUCCCCUUCCCUCCUGUCAAACGAAUACGUUGUUAGAUCCCCAAUGACCCUCUGGAACACAUCUCUCUGGGUUUCACCAGUGUAUGGCUGGUGCCCAUACAGCAGCUAAAACUUCAUGUGACGGCGCUGAGCUACCUGAUGAACAUUCUCCCAACGUUUCUGUUUCCCUGUUACACCUCUACUACCUCGCUCACCAACCAACAGUUGACCUGCAGGGGAAACCUUCUAACCGAGGCCUUUAGAAAGAGACAAGGAGAUGAGGGACAGAGGUGUUGGAGGCAAAUCAGAGCAAUUAACUCUUUAACAGAGAAGUCAUGGUGUAAGCCUGCCGUAUGUAUCAUUUACAGUAUGUAUCAUUUACAGUAUGUAUCAUUUACAGUAUGUAUCAUUUACAGUAUGUAUCAUUUACAGUAUGUGUCAUUUACAGUAUGUAUCAUUUACAGUAUGUAUCAUUUACAGUAUGUAUCAUUUACAGUAUGUAUCAUUUACAGUAUGUGUCAUUUACAGUAUGUAUCAUUUACAGUAUGUGUCAUUUACAGUAUGUAUCAUUUACAGUAUGUAUCAUUUACAGUAUGUGUCAUUUACACUAUGUAUCAUUUACAGUAUGUAUCAUUUACAGUAGGUAUCAUUUACAGUAUGUAUCAUUUACAGUAUGUGUCAUUUACAGUAUGUGUCAUUUACAGUAUGUAUCAUUUACAGUAGGUAUCAUUUACAGUAUGUGUCAUUUACAGUAGGUAUCAUUUACAGUAUGUGUCAUUUACAGUAGGUGUCAUUUACAGUAGGUAUAAUUUCAUGGGGCGGCAGGGUAGCCUAGUGGUUAGAGCGUUGGACUAGUAACCGGAAGGUUGCAAGUUCAAACCCCAGAGCUGACAAGGUACAAUCUGUCGUUCUGCCCCUGAACAGGCAGUUAACCCACUGUUCCCAGGCCAUCAUUGAAAAUAAGAAUUUGUUCUUAACUGACUUGCCUAGUAAAAUAAAGGUAAAAUAAAGGUAAAAUAUAUAUAUUUUUUUAAAUGUACAAGUAGGUAUCAUUUACAAUAUUUCCACAUGACCUAUGGGAUGGUUGUGCAUCUGGAAUAUGAACAUAACUUAAACUAACUGAAAGAAUGUUCCCUAGUCUAGAAUGUUCCCUAGUCUAGAAUGUUCCCUAGUCUAGUAUGUUCCCUAGCCUAGAAUGUUCCCUAGCCUAGAAUGUUCCCUAGCCUAGUAUGUUUCCUAGCCUAGUAUGUUUCCUAGCCUAGAAUGUUCCCUUUCAUUUAAAAGUAGAGAAUUAUGUUGUUUAUUUUCUUUUCAUUUGUUUGUUUCUUCAUAAUCGUACUGCUGUCAAUGGAGGAGAAAGGUGUUGAUGCAUGUUCCUAAUUGGUUUCCAACUCUGUUUCCAGUCUCUUGUUAAUACGAUGAGGUCAUCUGCCAACUCAUUACGUUCAGCACAUAGUUAACUACGAACCGUUCAUCCCUCUGGAGAACUAAGGUUGUAUUAAUUCAUCACUGAUGUAGGCAGGCCACCCAAAAGGUAAGGCACCCUAUUCCCUAUAGAGUGCACUACUAUUGACCAGAGCCCAUAGGACUGUAGUGUAAUGUGUAGGGAAUAGGGUGCCAUUUGGAGCACACAACCAUAGAGUGAUCAUAGGAGUAUCUCUCUAGAGCAGUAUCUUACUCGGUGAGCAUACUGCCAAAAUAAGGAUGCCUUGUCCAAGCCAGAGCGAACCAAAGGACAGGAGCCUGUCUCCUGUUUCUGAAGAGUGGGGCAACUUAAUGUACUAGUACACCCCCUAGACAGGACACUCGUCUGUCUGACUAUACUGGUAUAGAUUACUGUACUAGUACACCCCCUGGACAGGACAUUCGUCUGUCUGACUAUACUGGUAUAGAUUGUAUAUUUGAUUGCGUUAACAUAUUGUGAAUACCAGAGGUGUCACAACCCAACAACUGUCACGUGACCUAUACCUACAGGGAAGAGCUGUGCUUCUCUGUCGUAUUGUGUUUGCAUUGGAUCAAUGUGAACGAAUGUAUACAAUGUUGUGUUGUAAAUGUGCCUGGUUCUGUACCCCAUGUUUAUCCAUGUGUAUUGGUUGAUAUGAUAAGCUUUGUGUUGUGUUGUAAAUGUGCCUGGUUCUGUACCCCAUGUUUAUCCAUGUGUAUUGGUUGAUAUGAUAAGCUAUUUGUUAUGUAUGUAAGUUUUUAAAAAAAAGCUAAACAUUGUUUUGAAUAUAUGAUCACAUUUAUAAUACCGAGAAUAUGCAACCAUGUUAAAUAUGCUAAUCAUGUAUAAUAAAAUAAGAAUAUAGAUACA
Messenger RNA from Oncorhynchus keta (chum salmon), 5951 nucleotides. RefSeq lists its product as uncharacterized. The record is from RefSeq and is a predicted model, not a curated record. The transcript has 2 exons. NCBI's taxonomy places the organism in Eukaryota, Metazoa, Chordata, Actinopteri, Salmoniformes, Salmonidae. The coding region runs from base 463 to 1440 and encodes 325 amino acids.